AUGCCAUCUGAAGAGGGGCGGGAAAGGCAGGAGGGUCGUGGUGAAGGGGGCACAAGAGGAAACGGACACGAAAGGCACGAGAAACAGGCACACCGCCACCCUACAAGCCCUGCCUCCCCUCUCUCCCCUUCGUGCCCAGUAGAAGCCACCCUGUCAGACCACUGCCUCGACUUUUUGGAGGCACAGAAACAGGCGGAUUUGGCUGAUCUGUUAGACAAAUUGGGGAUAGUGAAGUCCAGCGAGACGAGUGCCAGUAACGUUCCUUUCUCUGCUGCGUUUCGACACUGCGAGGUAAAAGACAGUCAAGUAUUCACUCCUCCUGCAUCUAGAGAAGUGGGCAGCUUCUAUCAGAACAAGUCGGAAAGUAGCAGAGAUCGAACCGACACGGCAGAGAAUGAACGGUCGGCCAGGGCAGAGUGCAUCACCACCUCGUCGCCUGCGUUGCCCACGAGUGAUGAGGAAGGGAAUUCUGAAGAGACGGUAUCGAAUCUUGCCGGAGAAAAAGAUGAGAGUCACUUCUUCUCUGAGUUACCCGUCUCCGGAAGUCCUCUGGCAGAACAAGACACGACGGUGUUCCGCAACGACGAAACCGUGCAAGAGGAAGACAAGCAUAGCUACCGCGGCAGGCGUUUGUGGGAAAACCGCACGCUGGUAGACGCAGCAGAAACGAAAGCAGAUGUUGUGCUCGAGAGCAGCGGUUUGUAUCCUCGUAUCAAAGCAGCAGUGUCUGGAAUGCGUGUGGUGAAAGCGUACAGAAACGUCUUGAGUUGGGCAUUGGGGAAAGGAGAACAAUGGUCUGUGCUGCCCCGGGAGAUUGACAGUAGAAAUGGAAGACGCUGCACGCCCUCUCGGUCUGGUCGCGAAAAGGUCAAGUCCAUCUCUUUUCCGUCACAGCCUGGCGUUCAGUGUCCUCUCGUUGAUUUCCAGCACCGGGGUCGCAGCAGGAAGAGCCGGCGGAACUUGCUUCCAGAGAGUGUAUUCUUCCCCUCCGGAAUGAGUUUCGCCAAACUGCGCCUGGAAUGCUGUGGAAAUGCGUAG
Molecule: messenger RNA, 1038 nt
Organism: Neospora caninum
Lineage: Eukaryota; Apicomplexa; Conoidasida; Eucoccidiorida; Sarcocystidae
Exons: 3
Coding region: 1-1038 (345 amino acids)
Source: RefSeq, a predicted model, not a curated record